Stylonychia lemnae is the source of this 4956-nucleotide messenger RNA. Lineage: Eukaryota; Ciliophora; Spirotrichea; Sporadotrichida; Oxytrichidae. The record is from the annotation of a GenBank genome assembly.
AUGAUUGAAAAUCAGAGAGUGUCCAAUACUAAACUAAGGAAAGGCUCCGAUACUAAGACUUCUUAGGCAAAUGAGACUCAGCUAGAAAGAUUAUCUAAAGAAAAAGCAAAAAAAUUAUAGCAGCCUGUACCAGUGAAAUAAAACCUUUUUAAUUAAGAUUAAUCGCUUCUUAAGCUAAAAUUAAAAAAGACGGCUAACACUGAUAAGCAAAUUGAAAGAAAAAUUUAGCCUCUGAAUGAUGUUUUCUCUGCAUCAGAGUUAGGGAUGGAGGAUCAAGUGAUUGGUGAGAUGCUAGAUAAAUAGCUCAAAAUGCAAAAUUAAAACCCACUUAUGAAAGAUUUGAAUAUGAAAAUGAAGGCUGAAAAGUAUCAUAAUCAAAUUAAGUCCCCCCUCAUUUAUGAAGAAGAUGAUGACUACAAUGUGCUUGGCAACCAAUUCAAGGAUUAUUUAAUUGAUCAAAGAAAUCAAUUCAUAGAUGAUGAAUACCAUGAAACAGAUUUAGACAUAAAAGUGCCUACAUUUUUGAGCAGAGGAUCUUUGGAGCCUAAUGACAAUAAUUAAUUCUAUAUGACAUAAAUGAUUAAUAAAUCCCGAUAGGCUCCCUUAAAUGCGACUUAACUUAGCAAUUUUAGUAACCAAAAGAACAGUGUUAUCGGGCAAAGUAUGAAACAGUCUAAAUCUCAGCUAAAAGGGUCUAACUCGAAAAAAAGUGUUUAAAGUCUUGUGAAUAGAUCUUAAGUCAUCAAAACAUCUUACAAAAGAAAGUAAAUUAGUCCACUUAAUAAUAAUCCAGUCAACAGAAAGCAUGAUAGAAACAUAUUUGAUAAAUAUAUGAAUUUCAAUGAGUUCGGAUCAUAUGGAUUGACUCAGAAAAAUCAUAAUCCAAGUAUGGGGAAAAAAACCAAUUAAACUAACUUAAAUACUUCCUCGAUAUUGAUGAAUCAUAACUUUGAUAUGCUAAAUUCAACAGCACCUUUAAAUAUGACUUAGAUUAACAAAAUUUAUGAUGAACCGCAAUUUAACGAAUAAGGACUUACCGAUGUUGUUACAAGCACUCAAAAUCUUAGAAGAAUAAAUAGUAAGGAUAGCUGGAAGGAGUAAAAUUAAUAGUUUGAUAUGACAUCAUUAUAUUAUAGUGGGGUAAUUGGAAGUUAAAAUCAGAUCAAUUUAAGUAAUAAUCUCACUUAAAAUACAGUAACUCCAUUGAAAGAAUAAUAAAAAAAGAAGUUGCUAAUUAAAAACAUCCUCAACUAAGAGGGAUUUACAUAGGAGAAGAAUAAAAAGUAUUUCCUAAAUCUAACUUUAUAGCAACUAAUACAACAAUAAAAAAUGGGAGGGGCUAAGUAGUAGUAAUAAGAUUAUUAGUCAUAGAUCAUGGAGAAGAGCUUUGACUCGAAGAGACAAGUUAAGAAUCAAAAGAGACUUAAUAAAACACUCGAUAAUUUUCAAGAUGAAAAUCUUCACAAGAAUACUAUAGCUACUUAAAAUAUAAAUUUAACCUAAGAUAACCAAAAUCUACGAUCAUUCAUAAAUAAUUUCAUCUAAGGAAGCUAAGUAAACCUCCAAUUUUAAUAGAAAUAACCAUCUAGAUAAAAACAGGCAACAAGCUUCCUGAGCAAUAAAUUAUCUAGUACUAUGAAAAUACAGGAUUUUAACAAUACAUAGUAGAUCUUUGACAAUAAACUCAAUAACUAAGUUAAAAAAUCCAAGAGUAGUUUAAAAAGCACUUAAAAUAUAAAUUUCUAAGAUGAAAAUCAAUAAAUAAAUUAGGUGAAUCAGCCUAAAAAGUACUCAGCUCUGUCUCAGUAUAGUAUGAAUAAUGGGGGCUAAAUUCAAAAUAAUUCUAAUUUUGCUAAAUCCAGAAAGAUCAUCAAUACUAAAAAUGCUAUUCAUAUAAAUCUAUCUAAGCCAGGAAGCUAAACUAAGCACAAAAGGUAAACAUCAUAAGAGAAAACCACAAUGCAACAGAUACUCAACUUCUAUCAGGAUGAUAAUAUUAAUCCACUAAUUGGAACUGAAUUGAAGAGUAAAACAUUUGCUUAAAAUCCAAAGGAACAUAUUGGCAAUAUUUAGUUCAAUCCUAAUUUAGGAAACAUAUAUUCUCAAACUCAAAUGAAAUACAAAACCAAUACAAAUCUCAAUUAAUAUCUAUAAAAUUCGAGGUUUAACAAGAACUCCUAUUAGACUCAAGGGAUUAAGAAGGAAAACAAUAAAAAUUUAAGCAAUUCAUUUAUGAAUUUGGUUGGCGAUAAAUUUAAUUAGACUAUGCUAAAUAAUAAUAAUGCUGUUAAUAAUCUUAAUGAUUAGAAGAACUUUGAAAAUUUUGAUGUUACUCAAUAAUGUGAUACCACUUAAAAUUAUGUUUAGCCUGAUUUCAAGAAGAAUAAAACUAUGAUUCCUAAGAAUCACAUAUAAUUUUAAAAGCAUAGAGAUAGAGAUCUCAUUCAGUCUGCAAUUCUGAAUAAUAACUAUCAGGUAGAUAAUGACAAUAGAAAGAAUCCUUAUUCGAAUAAGAAAUCUAGUAAGCAAAAGAAAGAGUAAAUAAAGGAAAUUCAAAAUAAAACUCAACCUAUCCCUAAGCACAUAUUAGAAAUUGCUUAAGCAGAAGCAGUCAACUUCAGUACAGGCACAAGCAUCAUUGGUGUAAAGCAAAAUUCCUAGUAAAGUAUUAAAUCAAAAUCUAACACAAGAAAACAAAAUUAAAAGGGAAUAAGAGUAGAAGAAAUAUAACUAUAAGGAAACUUUGAUAACUAUUAAAUUUAGCAACAGUAAAGAAAGGGAGCAAAAGAAGAUAACCCUUCAUAAAUUUAUAAUAAUAAGAACACUGUUAUCCUUGAUGAGAAUUUAGAAUAGGUAAAAGAUAGUUUAGAGACUCAAGAAAAUGAAUAACUUUCUAAGCUUGAUAAAUUCGUUUUGGGAAAGCAGAUAGGGUAAGGUGCCUAUGCUGUAGUAAGAGUAGCAACCUCUAAAAGAGACAAUCAGAAAUAUGCUAUCAAAAUCUAUGAUAAAUCAAAAUUGACUGACACAAACAGGCAGAGAAGUGUCAGAAGAGAAAUAAAAUUGCUCUAAAAAAUGAAUCAUUAGAACAUAGUAAAAAUAUUUGAGGCUUUUGAGACUGAUGAUCAUGUUUACUUAGUAAUGGAAUUCGUUGGGGGUGGUAAUUUAUACAAUUACUUGAAACAACAUAAAAACUCUAGGCUGGAAGAAGAGGAGGCAAAAAGAAUUUUCAAGCAAUUACUAACUGCAUUAUCUUACUGCCAUAGAAAAAGUAUUGCACAUAGAGAUAUUAAACUGGAAAACAUAUUAUUAGAUGAAGAUAGAAAUGUAAAGCUAAUCGAUUUUGGCUUUUCAACAUGCAUUCCAAAUGAUAAAAAAAUUAAAAUGUUUUGCGGAACUCCAUCUUAUAUGGCUCCUGAAAUAGUCAUGAAGUUAGAAUAUGCUGGACCUCCUGCAGACAUUUGGGCUUCUGGAGUAUUGCUUUAUGCCUUGAUGAAUGGAAAAUUUCCAUUUAGAGGAGAUACUGACAAAGAUUUGUACAGAAGAAUAUAGAGAGGUACUUUUGAUAUUCAUAACCCUCAGGUCUCAUCUUCUUUGGUGGUAUUCUUAUCUAAAAUGAUAAACACUGAUGCUGAUUAGAGAGCCGUUGCUGAAGAUCUUUUAUAAGAUGAAUGGUUCAAGAUGAAAUCAGGGGAAAAUAAUUUUGAUAAUGAGUAAUAAAAGUUGUAAUAUAUGAACGACUAAAAGAGAAUCUUUAAAGCUAAAAUUCUUGCUAAAAUACCAGUAGAGAAGAAACAGAAUACUAUUUGCUUACUAUCAGCUGAGAGUAAACCUCAAGGGUAAAGACAAUCUAGUCAUAAUAUAAAUCUUGGCUAGAUAAAUCAAAAUAACUUUACAAAUUAGCAGAGUAAUUUUAGAUAAAAUCCCAACUUAUAAGAUUAAUCAGACUAUGGAACAUAGCCCUUAAAUAUGAUUAGAAAGCUUAAUCAGGAAGCCUAUUAGGCAUAUUAUAAUACUUCAGGAGGAAUGUAUGGAUAACAAGCUACUACAAAUGUUUAAAAUCCAUACUACAAUAACUAUUUCACAACAAAUAAUGGCUAUGUUAGUUAGCAAAACUAAUAAUAGCAACAGCAAUAGCAAUAAUAACAGCCUUAAUUCUAAGCACCUCAAAAUCUUAAUAAUCAGCACAAUGUACAGGGCUUUACUCAUGGAUUAAAUAACAUUAUGAAUAAUAAUAUGAAUACCUAAUUCAGAUAAUCUCCUAGCAAGCAAGGUAUCAAUAUCAAUACUAAUCCGUCAUUUUUCCCUGUGAAUUUCCAGUAGCAGCCUCCUAAUCAAAUUGGCACUCCCUAAGUAUUUGGAUCCCCAACUGGCUUCUAAUGCACAGCUGGUUUGAUCAAUAAUAAUUUUAACAUAGUUAAUAACAUAACCUAAGUAACUUGUCUGCCUUAAAAUAAUUUAAGCGAACUCAAGCAUAGUGACAUCAGAUCUCAUUCUAAUCCUAGCAGUGGUCAUAAUACUAACAAGGCAUAUGAAGCGAAUAAAGAAGUUCAAAAUUAAAAGAAAAUAGAUUUGAGUAAUUAAGGAGGCCAUUUGUCCUCUGACUUGGAUGAAGAUAUAAUAGAGUCAAUCACAUACUUAGGAUAUCAUAGAUCCCACGUAGUGAGUCAACUUGAGGAAGAUACAUCUUAAAUAUCUCAUCUGUAUAAAAAACUUAGAGAUGAAAAAAUGUCAAUGACUUAAAACAGACCUCUUUCACUAUAACCACAUUCAAGAAGGCCCAACGCCUACCAAAAUAAUAUUUAAUAUAACCACAAUAAUGCAGUGUUUCCACCUAACUUUAUACCCUCAAUACAUGAUAGUCUUAAAAUUCCAGGGGAUGUUGAUCUAAUAUGUGACUAUACUCAUAUUUACACUGAUAAUUAGAAUGGAAUUAAGUUACUUAAUUGUAACAACUGA